AUGGGUACAAAUAGAGAUUCAACUUAUGAUAGACCCAACAAUUAUGGCAACGUUCAACAACAAAACUAUUCUCCUGAUAGAACUCGGAAUUUUGAUCAGCAGCCGCAAGAUUAUCAUCAAAAUGAAUAUUCUGGUUCUCAAGAAUCUGGUUAUAACAAAGAACCACCUAACAAUCAAGAAGAAGUUCAAAUGGGAUCUUCCAACGCAGGGACUUCAACUAUUAAUCAAAAUAGUCCUAGACAACAAACUAAUGUUGGCAAGAAUUAUAAUAAUAUUAAUAAAUACCCUACAAUUGGCACACCUAAAACUAAUUCUGCACCAACUAAAAUGCCUGUGCAAGUUAAGAAAACUAGUACUUCUCAGAAUCCAACCGUUAACAAUAUUCAAGAAAUGAAAAAAAAUAAUUUGAGUAAUUCUGAUACUGACUCUGGUGACGUCUUACCAUCGAAACUGAAUAAUUCUAAUAUUGAGACAAAAAAUGUUCCAGAGGAAGUAUCUAAAAAUAAUAUAAAAAUUAAAAACAAAGGUGAAGUGAAAAAUGUGGUUAAAACCAAAGGUAAAAAUGUACUAAAGCCUAUAACUAAAAGAAAAUUUUUCUUUCAAGCCAAACCAGUUUUGCCUAAUAGGAACAUCUCAAUUGACAAGGAAACAAUAUUUUAUGUAGAU
Messenger RNA from Brenthis ino (lesser marbled fritillary), 666 nucleotides. Lineage: Eukaryota; Metazoa; Arthropoda; Insecta; Lepidoptera; Nymphalidae. The record is from the annotation of a GenBank genome assembly.